Molecule: messenger RNA, 1116 nt
Organism: Kluyveromyces marxianus DMKU3-1042
Lineage: Eukaryota; Fungi; Ascomycota; Saccharomycetes; Saccharomycetales; Saccharomycetaceae
Exons: 1
Coding region: 1-1116 (371 amino acids)
Biological process (GO): pyrimidine nucleotide-sugar transmembrane transport
Cellular component (GO): Golgi membrane; intracellular membrane-bounded organelle
Molecular function (GO): pyrimidine nucleotide-sugar transmembrane transporter activity
Source: RefSeq, a predicted model, not a curated record
AUGCGGAGCCAUCUAGUGUUAGCAGUUGCUUUGUCAUUAAUAGUAACCGGAUGCAUUAAUUCGAUAGCGACGAAAUUCCAAGACAACCAAUGUGUCAGAAAUUGUAACGGCGAAGGAUCGCCAGUUUUGUUUGAACAGCCAGUGCUACAAACAUUGCAAAUGUUUGUUGGUGAAACCUCGUUGCUAUUUGUGAUGCUGUGGCAGAAAUUUGGGGUUAAACGCGAUGGCUAUGAGUUGGUUUCCGGCAGUGAUAACUCUAAUAAGGUGAAGCUAACUACAAGACGCAGUUACGCGCUAUCGUUGCCUGCUAUCUGUGACAUAUGCGGGACUACAUUGAUGAACCUCGCGUUGACUAUGAUUCCUGUGUCGAUCUACCAGAUGACCAGAGGCGUUUUGAUUCUAUUUGUUGCAUUGUUUAGCAUUGUGUUUUUGAAGCACAAGAUAUCGAGAUUCGAAUGGUUGUCGCUAUUCAUCGUUGUGUUCGGAGUCUUCCUUGUUGGAUACAGCGGUCAGACCGGAGUGACCAUCGAUGUUUCAUUGAUUACCGGCAUUCUAUUGAUCGUUUUGGCACAGGUGUGCACAGCGUCACAAUUUGUCAUUGAAGAACACAUAAUGUCGAAAUGGAUCGUGACACCGUCGACUUUAGUUGCAUACGAGGGUAUGUACGGCGCUGGUAUCACAUUGGGUGCCAUGUGUCUUGCGUCCAUCACCGUGGUGCGUGGUCACCCUGACUCCUCCUUCAACAUCGUCAGCUCAUUGCACGACAUGUUUGCAAACUCCAGCGUGCUAUAUUCAUCAAUCAUUAUCAUGACUUCUAUCGCAUGUUUCAACUUUUUCGGCAUCACACUAACAAACAGCAUGAAUGCGACUGUCAGAAGCACCAUCGACACCUGCAGGACGCUACUGGUGUGGCUGGUCUCGCUUUCGCUCGGCUGGGAAUCCUUCAAGUUCAUUCAGUUCGUGGGUUUCGCGAUGCUAGUCCUAGGCACGCUCUUGUUCAACGGUGCCAUCACCGUCGACAAGAACAAGCUUCCAAAAUGGCUCGCAAAGGACUAUCCAGACGACCAAGACCACCGCAUCAUCAACGUCGUGGACGAGGAAGUCGAGCGUUUCUAG